Phialemonium atrogriseum is the source of this 729-nucleotide messenger RNA. RefSeq lists its product as uncharacterized. The record is from RefSeq and is a predicted model, not a curated record. NCBI's taxonomy places the organism in Eukaryota, Fungi, Ascomycota, Sordariomycetes, Cephalothecales, Cephalothecaceae. The coding region runs from base 292 to 693 and encodes 133 amino acids. The transcript has 2 exons.
CAUGCGGCUUGGGUGGGGGAGGGGUGUUGGGAGCACCACGAAACGGCCGGGAAACGCGAAUACCAUUCUGUUGGUUAUUAUCCAUCUCUCGCCUGAUUCCCUAAUCGCAUGGCGAAAGGACACGAUGGAAGGUGGCUCACUGGGUAGGGCCGCCAGCGUACAUUGGUAUAUAUAUCUUGUUGGUUUUUUUUUUUUUUGUCAAGUACACACAACAACACACACCAUCACAUUGACAGAUCGUCAUGUACAAUCCUGUUGGAAGGAAAGGUCGGCGGGGGGAGGGUCAUAUGAAUGGGUCGAGACUGGAAAUUUGCGGUUCCCCAGUUUCUUGGGCUAGCUCUUGUCUCUGUACAGGGUUGCUGCAUUUUCUAUUCAGAGGAAAGAAACACACCCCAAAAAAAAGGCGAGGCGAAAGUGAAGGGGGAGAGAGUCUGCCCGAAUCUAGUUGGAUUUAGAAAAUGCAAUGACAAUACAACGUUGCCUUUUCCGUCACCCCGCCUGGCUGGUCUUGCCUUUCACAUGCAUGCCCCCUUUCCCAUCGUGAGUAGGUACAGUACCUGCAAGUUUCUCGAAGCCGUUUCCUCCCUUCCUUUUUCCCCUCUUCUUUCCUUCGUCCCCCCUUCUGCAGAUUGCUCAGGACAAGGGUGCCAACGACCUCUUGACUGCAUGAUCCAUCCAACACGUGGUUGGUAGCUUGACCUCCUUCGAACUCGUCCCCCCUCCCUCAAC